This is a messenger RNA of Marasmius oreades (fairy-ring Marasmius), 2042 nucleotides long. RefSeq lists its product as uncharacterized. The record is from RefSeq and is a predicted model, not a curated record. The transcript has 7 exons. Bases 843 to 1871 code for a protein of 342 amino acids. Lineage: Eukaryota; Fungi; Basidiomycota; Agaricomycetes; Agaricales; Marasmiaceae.
ACUUGUUCUCCUUUCGUUUGAUCCUCCACCCAUCCCGGCAAAACCUUUGAUAGACAGAAAGAUGUACCCACAGACAGUGGGAGACGAUGGCUCCAAAUAACGGGGGCGGGCGCCCAGGCAAACCUACAAAUUUCCAGCUAUAGGACAGACCGAGGCGCGAUGUUGAAGGCCGAUUCGGAGGUCGAGAACUGAAUAUUCAAUAUUCCAGCGUCUCGCACUCGAAGGCCUCUCUCAUACCCUGCAUGGGCAGCCUAGCUCGAGAACAAGGAGAUCAAGGCUGGACUCCUCCAACUUAGGACUCCAUGUGGAAUCUAAAGGUAAUCUAACCACCUCAGGCUGGCCAGUCCCAGAAUCGUGGGACUGUCCACCACUUUUCAGGCGUAUAAGAUUUAACAUCAUCGAUCAAUCGAUCAACAGCCAUCGAAUCUUCAGGCUCCAAGUCAAGGACGGCGAGAGCGAACGUGUUCAAGUCCACCGCCGUUCUGAGCUCCGUAUCAAGAGAGGCAAACCUUGUACGCUCGUCGCUGGUACGACUGCGUUUGCGAGUGACCUUCACGCUCGAAUACUCCAGGGUAAAAUUGAGACGAGAAGUGGAUGAGUUAGAGCGGUGAAACUUAAACAAACGCCCGCCUAUUUCAACUCGAUAUCAAGAUGGAACUGGAAGUGUUUCGAUAUCCCAAAUGGUCCAGUUCUUCUCAGGAUGUAUAUAUGGACCGUGCGGCAAUCCGUGGUAUAUAAAGAUGACGGUUCUUCUCUUCCAGAGCCGCAGCAAUCGGUCACCACCCUUGUAUAUGAUACCCAUACUCUGUUAGCUGUCAGUCUCCUCAAAUCUUAUCCCUGCGAUGUCCUUCAACACCCAGGAGGACCCUGGAAAUCUUUGGUUCGAGCAAGCCACAUUCCUUUCAAGUCACCUAGCGUCGGUUGGCUAUGGGAUACACGUCUCGGUCUAUUUCACGGUCACGUACUUCUUACUCAAGAGGAAAUUGCCUCACAAACUAUUCUGGCUCCUUUUCAAUGGAUUCCUUUUCGCCUUCGGCACCAUCAACUUGGCAUGUGGCAUCUUCUACAACCAGAACGCGUGGGUCACCAAAAGAGAGUAUCCGGGCGGCCCUUUCGCAUAUCUGUCUGAGCAGCAAGCUCUUUCGACACAAACUCUUGGGAACUCCGCUGCAAUCUUAGCGUCGUUCUUCGCUGAUGGUUUAAUGCUCCAGCGGGUCGUCAUCCUAUACGAUUGGAACUGGUGGAUUAUCAUUCCACCAGGGUUGUUUUACAUCGCAUGUGUCAUCUUGUCAAUUCUCACAACCGUUCAGCUCGCUCUCCCCACCCAGACAAGCUGGACACCUCUUUCCCUCCCAGUAUGGAUCGUCCUCAUGAUCCUCCCCAUGUGGCUCACCGCACUUAUCGCCGGGAAAAUAUUAUACCAUCGCCAUCAACUGGUCAAAGUUAUGGGCGUGGAAGCUGCCAGCAUAUACACCGGUGUAGCAGCCAUCGUCAUCGAGAGUGCUCUACCGUUCACUCUCAUCUCGAUCAUUCUUCUCGGCUUAUUCGGUGACAACGAUCUCGCACAAAACUUGUUCGUAUUGCUCUUGGUGCAGAUUGAGUGCAUCGCGCCUGAGAUGAUUGUUUUACGCGUCAUCCUCGGUCGUGCCUGGACACGCCAAACUCUGAAGCCUGACGGCGGCUUGAACAAAGAUUUCCGGGACGCCGACGGGAGCAACUCCACCCCUAUGGCGUUCGCAGAACCACCCAUGAUCUCGCUGGAUGAUAGUACGACCCGGAUGCAGGGGUCAAAUUCCCAGUCUGAGGUUAGCAUGGAUCAUCCGGAAGAAAAAGACAAAAACGUGGGUCGCGUUACCAUUGAUGCUGUUUAGUUUGUCGACCGUAUACGGGCGUAUGUAAGACUGGCCUUGCUGUCUGUGGAGACUAUCUUGACUGAAUAUUGAAUUGGUAAAGAAUCACUGUAUUUAUGUAUGUAAACCUUGUACCAUUCGUACACUUUCUGUCGCCUUGAAAAUGAAUGCAUGCUUUAUAUAUACAUCGUC